CGGACGCUGCCAGGCAGCGCGCGCAGCCCCCAGCUCAGCCUCCAAGUUUGCCCGGCGGUUUGGGGCGACUCUCUGGUUACCUGAGCCCGUCACCACGUCAGCGCCACAUCAUCUGGGCCCUUUCUGUUUGCAAGGAAACAGGAAAAGAAGGGAGGAAAAGCUCUCCAGAGCGGCAAGCCAAUCGCGGGCAGCAGGCGCUGCGGGAGGAGCGCGCGCGCGGGCAGCGGGGCGGGCCCGAGGGGGCGGCGGGCAUCCGGCGAGCGGCGGUCCGGUGUGCAGCGCGGGCCUUGCGGCAGGGCGGCGGGGAAGAUGCUGCAGUCCCUGGCCGGCAGCUCGUGCGUGCGCCUGGUGGAGCGGCACCGCUCGGCCUGGUGCUUCGGCUUCCUGGUGCUUGGCUACCUGCUGUACCUGGUCUUCGGCGCGGUGGUCUUCUCGUCGGUAGAGCUGCCCUAUGAAGACCUGCUGCGCCAGGAGCUGCGCAAGCUGAAGCGGCGCUUCCUGGAGGAGCACGAGUGCCUGUCGGAGCCGCAGCUCGAGCAGUUCCUGGGCCGGGUGCUGGAGGCCAGCAACUACGGCGUGUCGGUGCUCAGCAACGCCUCGGGGAACUGGAACUGGGACUUCACCUCCGCGCUCUUCUUCGCCAGCACCGUGCUCUCCACCACAGGUUACGGCCACACCGUGCCCCUGUCCGAUGGGGGCAAGGCCUUCUGCAUCAUCUACUCCGUCAUCGGCAUACCUUUCACCCUUCUGUUCCUGACGGCAGUGGUCCAGCGUGUCACCAUCCAUGUCACCCGCAGGCCAGUCCUCUACUUCCACGUCCGCUGGGGUUUCUCCAAGCAGGCAGUGGCCAUCGUCCACGCGGUCCUCCUCGGUGUGGUCACCGUGUCCUGCUUCUUCUUCAUCCCGGCCGCGGUGUUCUCUGUCCUGGAGGAUGACUGGAACUUCCUGGAAUCCUUUUACUUUUGUUUCAUCUCCCUGAGCACCAUUGGCCUCGGAGAUUAUGUUCCCGGGGAGGGCUACAAUCAAAAAUUCAGAGAGCUCUACAAGAUCGGGAUCACGUGUUACCUGCUCCUUGGUCUUAUCGCCAUGUUGGUGGUUCUGGAAACCUUCUGUGAGCUCCACGAACUGAAGAAGUUCAGAAAAAUGUUCUACGUGAAGAAGGACAAGGAAGAGGAUCAAAUGCACAUCAUAGAACACGACCAGCUGUCCUUCUCCUCCAUCACGGACCAAGCGGCGGGGGUGAAGGAGGACCAGAAGCAGAACGAGCCCUUUGUGUCUCCCCAGCCACCCGCCUUGGCCGAUGGCGCCUCAGACCACUAGGAUAGGGCUUUGCUGGGCCGUGCCCGGGCACAGGCUCAGGGCACAGGCUCAGGGCGGUGGGAGGAAGCUUCUCUUGUUCAUUUUGAUGAGGAUGUAAAAGCAGUACUUUUUGUAAAAUGGAACAAAAGAAGCUUUUAUUCCAGAAGACUGUCUAAAAUAUGAGAAAAUGGCAUCUGUACCUGUAAUUCAUAUGUGACAAAAUUAUCUCGGCUUUACUAAUAGGAGAAGAAGAAUACUUGAAGCAGGGUGCCAUUGUGGAUAGAAACAGAUUUUAUACUUUUCAUUGGGAACUUUGGGAUUUGCAUUUAAAUUGUUUAGCUGAUAGUUAAAUAGUGACAUUUAUAUUUAAAGCAAAAAAAAAAAGGCAUAGAGAUGUGUUUUAUAAAUAAGUUUAUGUGUACUGGUUUGCAUGUACCCAUCCAAAAAUCAUUAUUUUUGUAGACUCUUAAGUUAAACCUGCUAUUUAUAAUGACUAGAUAACCAUUAACUGUACAUACAAAUAUAAAUAUGUUUAUAUUCUGUACAUACGGUUUAGGUCACCAGUUCCUGGUAUACUUCUUAACCCAAGGUUGUAGAGAUUUUCCCUUUUGAUUUCUCUUUAUACUGAAGAAUCAGAAGUUGCUGCAAUAAAAUAAGUGGAAUAACACA
Molecule: messenger RNA, 1968 nt
Organism: Bubalus bubalis (water buffalo)
Lineage: Eukaryota; Metazoa; Chordata; Mammalia; Artiodactyla; Bovidae
Gene: KCNK1
Product: potassium two pore domain channel subfamily K member 1
Exons: 3
Coding region: 310-1320 (336 amino acids)
Biological process (GO): stabilization of membrane potential; potassium ion transmembrane transport
Cellular component (GO): membrane
Molecular function (GO): potassium ion leak channel activity
Source: RefSeq, a predicted model, not a curated record